AUGAAGGGGACUCUGAAAUCAAUCGGCCCUCGCUUCCUUCUUCGGCAAAGACCCCCAACUAAGGCCAGAGCAUUCUUUGCCAGUCAAGCCCAAACUGGAGCUUGGUCGUCGUUGUCAGCGGACGAACAAGCCGCCUGGAAGACCUUUCACUAUGACAGAGAUUCUUGGGAACGCCGACGACCAGCACCCGAAUGGAAACAGUGGGACCGUCUCACGUUGGAAGAAAAGGCAGCGGCCAUGUACGGAUUGAAGAUUCACAACCAAAAAGAAUGGGAUCAAGCAGCACCUUCCUUCCAUGGUGAUAUUCCACCCUUGUCUAGUUUGCUACUAGAAGACAGCGACGAUGAUGAGAACGACGAAACUGCAAAUGCCCUGGUGGUAGCGCAAGAAACACGGUUGGCCCGACAACAGCAGCAACAACAACAAUCCAAUUGGCUGGGGCAAAUGGCGUAUUCCACCAUCAAAGGGUUGGCACCCGUGGCCGGCCCCUUGCUACGGAAUGCGGCAAACCACAGCCGUGGGGCACUGGGCCUGUCCCUGGCGGGAAGUCUGUUGGAAUCGUUACCCACCAUUAUGGAUGCUUCCAGUGGCGUGCUGCACAUUACUGGAAUUGAUACGUUAAUAUAUCUCGAUGACAGUGCCAGCAUGGCGGGAAGCAAUCUACGAGAGGGACAAAAAGCGUUGCAAAGUCUCGAACAGCGUCUCAAAGCUGACGACGACCAACGAUUUUUGCCCACACGCAUUGUAAAGUUUGGAAUUCACCCCACCAUUUUGAACCCUUCGGAAGAAGAUUGGAAUGCUUCUCUGGUCAACUUUGCCUGGGAUGGUAGUAGUGGUGGAACGUACAUGUGGAAAAUGAUUCAAGACGACAUUCAGGCUCGGUACAGACCGGCAGGAGGCAAGCUGCGGAUCGUGGUCAUCACGGAUGGAUACGACAAUAUUUCCCCCUCACCUUACAAUGGAGUGAGAGGUUUUGAUCCAUUGAUGCAGACUCUGUUACAGCUUGGCUAUGACAUUGAAUGGAACAUUAUUGUCGUGGGAAACAACAGUCCUGGAGCAAUGUUGCAGAUGCACCCAGAGCUUUCCACCCGAGACCAGGAACUCUACAAAAACCUGUGUGAAGCAACGGGAGGGCAUUUCUUGUCCUUGGGCGCGGGAGGAUGGGAUGAAGAUGACAACCAAGUGGCCAACUUCUUAGAGGCUGUGGAAGAUUCUGGAUUCUAUGAUUCGGAACAGGAUCGUCGAGAGAGGCAAGAACGUUACCAGAUAGAUGCUCGUAGAGGCAAGGCAGACAAGUUCGAUUGGCUCCCUACCUUGUCGGACAAGCAUGAUGACAAACAGUGA
Molecule: messenger RNA, 1344 nt
Organism: Seminavis robusta
Lineage: Eukaryota; Bacillariophyta; Bacillariophyceae; Naviculales; Naviculaceae
Source: the annotation of a GenBank genome assembly